Molecule: messenger RNA, 306 nt
Organism: Closterium sp. NIES-65
Lineage: Eukaryota; Viridiplantae; Streptophyta; Zygnematophyceae; Desmidiales; Closteriaceae
Source: the annotation of a GenBank genome assembly
AUGCCGACGCUCCCAACUAGGCUUGGCCGCGCGCCUCGCCUCCACGUCGCUCCUUCGCGAGUCCGGUCGGCGCCACUGGCGUGGAACGGAAAGCUUGCCGCCCGCCCCCGCGCUGCGCCCUUCCCGCUCUUUGUGCUACUGCGUUCUCGCCUCACCUUCGCCGUACUUCUAUUUCUGGCAGCGGUGGCAACCCCAAGCUUGUCCGUGCAACCACUUUCGCUCACCUUCUCGGAUCGCCUUGCUUCCUCGGCUUCCAAGAAGUUUCCCCCUCGUUGGAGACCUAUCCUCCUUUGCCUGCAACACUAG